This is a messenger RNA of Drosophila subpulchrella, 4000 nucleotides long. It is a transcript of the gene Ppcs, whose product is annotated as phosphopantothenate--cysteine ligase. Gene Ontology annotation, cellular component: cytoplasm; nucleus. NCBI's taxonomy places the organism in Eukaryota, Metazoa, Arthropoda, Insecta, Diptera, Drosophilidae. The record is from RefSeq and is a predicted model, not a curated record. Gene Ontology annotation, molecular function: phosphopantothenate--cysteine ligase activity. The transcript has 5 exons. Gene Ontology annotation, biological process: coenzyme A biosynthetic process. The coding region runs from base 569 to 1510 and encodes 313 amino acids.
ACCUCUCGAUUUUUGGCCUGCACUUUGAACCUUUCGUGCGAGUAAAGAUACGAAUUAGAGUGCGCCUGUCCGCAUUCCGGUUCGCCCUGCUCCGCCGUCCAACUGUCCACCGCAUUUUCGGCUCGGAAUCAGAAACAGAAUCAGAAUCCCGCGGAACUCGCUGCCGUGCACAUCGCAACGCAUUUUCACAGCUGCGUUUUCAGCAUUUUUGUUCCGCUCUCUCCGGUUCACAGAGCGCUCCGUUCCGCUCUCUCCGCGCGCGCUCCUACAAUUCCAUUGAUAACCUGCCCCGCCCCCGCCGCCCAUACCGCCCCCUCAAGUUUUCCCAAAGUGCAAAGCAAAUCAAAGUAAAGCAAAGCAAAGCCAACCAAAUCAAUCAAUUAAAAUAGUACACCAAAUAGUGCAUUGCGUGUGUUAAUUAAUUUAGUUCGCCUUCGCCCCCUCUCGCGAAUUCUUUGUGUUUAUUAAUUAGCAAGCGGUGCAUAGUUUCCGGCGGAAAAAGGCAACUUUCCGUUAUUCUCGAGCUUCCGCUUGGCGGCCAAAAAAAGAAGAGAAAGGAUAAUCCAACAUGACGCACUGGGAGGACUUCUACAACACGCACCUGCCGCCCGCGGAUUUCGAGGACAAUCGCUCCCUGCUCAAGGAGUUCUGCGAAAGGCACAACAAGCUACAGAACCGCAUCGUCCUCGUCACGUCCGGCGGCACCACAGUUCCCUUGGAACACAACACGGUGCGGUUCGUGGACAACUUCAGCGCGGGCACACGGGGCUCCGCUUCGGCGGAGUACUUCCUCGACCAUGACUACGCCGUGAUCUUCAUGCACCGCCACAAGUCGCUGGAGCCCUUCACCCGGCACUUCACUGGCCAGCAGUUCUUCGACAUGCUGGACAUUGCGGACAACAGCCAGAGCUCCACGAUAGCCAUCAAGCCGGACUCGGUGGACGUGUUUGCGCCGGUGUUGGCCAAGUACAAGAUCGCCCGCGAAACGCAGAUGAUCCUGUACGUGAACUUCACCAGCGUGGUGGACUACAUGUGGCUCCUCCGAGCCGCCUGCGAGUGCCUGGCCGCCUUCGAGGAGCGGGCCGUGCUCUACCUAGCAGCCGCCGUAUCCGAUUUCUACAUACCCGAGGACAUGAUGCCCACCCACAAAAUGCAAUCGGGAGAUGGGGCGCCAACGAUUUCGCUUCAGCUGGUGCCAAAAAUGCUGGCCCCCCUCGCCAGUUUGUGGGUGCCGCACGCCUUUGUGGUGUCCUUUAAGCUGGAAACGGACGAAAGCCUAUUGAUUGUGAAGGCACGUGACAGCCUCAACAAAUACAAGCACAAGCUGGUCAUUGCCAAUGUGCUACAGACACGCAAACAUCGCGUGGUCUUCGUCACGCCCACAGAUUCCUACGAGCUGCAUUUGAGCCGCGAACAGACGCUGCAGGGGCUCGAGAUCGAGGAGCCCAUCGUGGCCGACUUGGUGCAAAAGCACGGCGAGUUCAUCAGCAACGUGCAACAGCGCCAAUGACCGUUGUCCAUGCGCCGGAGGCCCCAGACGCAGCAACAUCUGCAGCAUCAGCAGCACCACCACCAACUGGCCACCGGCGACGAGGACGACGAAGGCGGCGAUCUGGAUCGGGAUCCGUAUUGCGUGACCAGCUCGCAUUAUUGCCGCGUUCUGAAUCCGGGCACGCCAAGCUUUGCCCGCAAAUACUGAGCAGGUUAAAUAGUCCAUAGUGAAUACUGAAAUGUGGAUGGCAGACAUUUGCAUAUUCCUUACCGUUUGAGUUCCCCCGCCACAAUUUAUCUAUUUAUGAAGGUCGCGCCUCAUAAUUGAGGUGGCUUCGCUCCAUUAGACCUUUCCCCCGUGUUGUUGUUUUUUUUUAAUAUUAGUUAAUGUAUUUCGUUUAUUGUUGUCAUGAGAAAUGAUGUCACUUGUAUGUAUUCACCAUCCCCCUGGUUCGGUUACUUUCCUUGUCUUCCUUUGUUUGCCGGCACGUUUAUGUCAUCGAGUAUACGCAGCGUGUUGCGCAGACAUCAAUGGGCGAUUUUGAUUUAUGUUUGUGACAGAGCUUAUGCUGCUUAGGUAUAUAUAUUUAAUGAAGCAUCGAUCGCCCCACCGUUGAAUUUAAAUCCCCAAACAUGUGUGCUUAAAAUGUGAAAAUCAAAACAGCGAAAAAGGUGCAUGCAAUAGCAAUUUGCUGGACGAAGCGUCCCUGGACAACUGCUGUUGACGUGACAAUUGAUUCGCUGUUUUGCAUAUAUAUAUAGGACCUAUGUCUGUUUGGGUUGGAAAAAAGGAAAGCUUGGCCUGUCUGGUGUCCUUGUCGUUGGAAAUUUAUGGCGGCUCAAGCCUUGGCGCCUGUCUAUCCGAAGCAGGUCAAGUGCCAACGAGCAAAGGUCAGCUUAAAGCACCUCAAUUUGAGUUUCACAGCGGUGUGGCAAAACCUAAUUAACAUCUCACACAGACACUGAGUUAUUUCUUGGCCGGCAGAGAUAGGCUGGGGCUUCGUAUCCUUAUCCUCGGGGUCCUUUGCGGACCGCCGCCUCUGCCACAUUUUUAUUGCAUGUUAUGUCGCUGCCACGCCUCACGGCCCUAAGCUCUAAGCCGCCCGCUUAAACGUGGGACUGUGGUGAAGGGUUGUCGGUGGUUUAGUAUCCUCCUUUCAUGGAGUUGUAACCACUUCCGUCCCGCCCGCAUUUGUGGUUUUCAUUCUCCUUUUUUUUGCAGCCCAGAACUAUGCAGUGUGUUGUGUGCCCUGCUGUUUUGUUUUCGUUCGUUUUGUGAAGCGGGCAAAAAAUUCACAUUUUUUCUGUCCUGACGUUUGGGGUUUACGUUGGUUCUGUGUGGAGGGGCUCUUUUGUUUGUGCCUGCAUCAAAUUAAAUUUUAUUGCGCUCGCACGCACCGCAAACACUGGCCUGGGAACAGAUACGAGAUACGAAAAAAAACGGGAAACAAUCACACAUAUGGCUUAGGACUUAAGCCUGGCUCCAUUUUCCUUUCGUUUUCACAUCUUGUUGCUGGGUUUUUAUGGCCUCACCUACGUGCACCCACAUAUCAAGUCGCCCUCAUGUGAACUUCCCCGCGUAUCGAUUGUACAUUAAAGUAUAAGCAUAAAAAUUCAGUUUGCCAACAUGAGUUGCGUACAAUAAAAUAUGUAUAACUAGCCAAGUGUGCGAACAAGAUGGAACUCUUUGGACCGGGAGCUGCGGAUGGUAUUUGCCUUUAUUGGCAAACAGCGUUUUUUUUCUGAAAGCUUAUUAAGAGUGUACGUAAGCAUGCCAACCAUAAAUUAAAUACUUAAAUAUCUGAUAAGUGUUCAAUCCAUAAAUGUAAAUUCAAGAAGAACCUCUCCAUAUCCAUACUUUAGGACUGAAUUCUUAUUGAUUUUAUAAACAGACAUCCGAAUAAACUUCUUAGUCAACCUCUAACUAAAUACAUAAAAGAAAUUCAAUAAAAAAGAAAAUCAAAAGUUCACCUACUUUUCAAGUCACAUCUAUCUAUGUAAAACUAUUCUAUAUACAUAACAUUUACUAUAAUAUCCAAGAGCGGAAUAAAACCAAGUGAACCAAUUUGUUAAAGUUUCAAUAUCCAAUUUGGACCAACCCGUAUGAACAAAAUUUGAAAAAAUACGAAAAAGCUAUGAUAAAAGAAAUAUAUAUAUAUCUCGAUGUAUACCUUGAAAAGAAAAGAGAAACCAAGGAAUUUCCAUUGAAUAUUUACUCUCUACAAGCAUUUUGCCCCUUAAGCUAGAUAACUAUUUUAUUGUUGAAAUUGGUAGAACAAGAACACCCAAAUCCAAUUGUACGCAAUGCAGUUAUGGUCACUGCACCUGCCCCUUUCUUACCGGAAUCCAUGAGCUGUUUAACUGUAAAACUGUUGUAAAAUGUUUACCACAAUGUACCAUAUAUACCGUAUUGAGUGUACUAACGUCUAGUAUCCGUAUACUUAUACAUCUACAAAGUACAUAAUUAUAUAUAUUUGAGUGUGUAUUAAACUGGAAAUGAAAUAGCUUU